CCCAUUUUGCCAUUUGUUCAUAGUGGUAGCUUUGAGAUCUAAGAAUAUAAUUAUCUUUGAAAAGCGGUGCAUGCUUUUUUAUUUGAUCUACAAGUCGUUGUUAAGAAUUAAAAUCGAUCCUUGAAGCAAAUAAUUCUAACUAAAUUUCCCUCUAAAAGAGAAAUUACGAUCACAUAUAUAUAUAUAUAUAUUUAUAUACGGUUUUCAAUUCUUCACCAGUAUGAGCGAGAGGUUUUGUGUUGAUAGGUAGAGAGAGAUGGGGAUGAUAAUGUUUGUGGGAUUUGUGGCUUUAUUAAUGGGUUUUGGUUGCAGAUCAUCAUCAGCACAUGGUGGAGUUUCUGAGAGUGAGAUGAGAAAAAUCAUUGGGAUAAACAGUGAGGGUCCAUACUUGGGCAUUGUGGCGCCUAAUGCCUUUGAGUUGAACCCACUUCUCCAAUCUCCAAGCUUUGUGCCCGAUUCCCACCUUCCCUAUUUGGAUUUCGCAGGGAGGAGGUUCCGGCUGGGCCAGGUUGGAGAACAGAAGGUGAUCGUAGUCAUGACGGGACUGGGCAUGGUUAAUGCAGGCAUAGCGACACAGUUGCUGAUAAGCCUCUUCCAAUUGAAAGCAGUUCUGCACUAUGGAAUCUCAGGAAACGCAAACCCAAAUCUACAAAUCGGCGACGUGACGAUCGCCCGGUCCUGGGCUCACGCUGGCCUUUGGAACUGGCAGAGAUUUGGGGACGGGCCUAACGAUGAACUGGCAUUGGAAUCGAGUGGAGACUACACGAGGAAGAUUGGUUACCUUAAAUUCUCCGACUACAACAAUGGAACGGGAAAAGAGCAAGAGGAUGUGGACAACCUUCUGAACAGUGUUUGGUUUCAGCCGGAAGAGAUAUUUCCGGUGAACGGAACCCCAGAAGUCAGGCAGCAUGCCUUCUGGGUUCCUGCAGACCAGCAUUACUUUUCACUUGCACAAGCACUCAAGGGCUUGGAAUUGGAAAGUUGUGUCAACUCUACUUGCUUACCUAGAAAACCUAUUGUAGAGAGGGUGAAGAGGGCAAUGAGUGCUAAUAUCUUUGUUGACAAUCAAUCGUAUCGAGAUUUUUUGUACUCCAAAUUCAACACCACUUCUGUCGACAUGGAAAGCGCAGCCGUGGCUCUCAUCUGUCGACAACAAGAGACACCUUUUCUCAUAAUCAGGGCUUUGUCUGAUUUAGCUGGUGGUGGUUCUUCUGUGUCCAAUGAAGCUUCCACUUUCACCACACUUGCAUCUCAAAAUUCAGUCACUGUUCUAAUUAAGUUCAUCAACUUAUUGUCUUAAUAAAGUCAUGAUUGUAUGAUCAA
Diospyros lotus (date-plum) is the source of this 1323-nucleotide messenger RNA. RefSeq names its product bark storage protein A. The record is from RefSeq and is a predicted model, not a curated record. NCBI's taxonomy places the organism in Eukaryota, Viridiplantae, Streptophyta, Magnoliopsida, Ericales, Ebenaceae. Gene Ontology annotation, biological process: nucleoside metabolic process. The coding region runs from base 257 to 1300 and encodes 347 amino acids. The transcript is spliced from 5 exons. Gene Ontology annotation, molecular function: catalytic activity.